Dunckerocampus dactyliophorus (ringed pipefish) is the source of this 2827-nucleotide messenger RNA. It is a transcript of the gene pnpla1, whose product is annotated as patatin-like phospholipase domain containing 1. The record is from RefSeq and is a predicted model, not a curated record. Gene Ontology annotation, molecular function: triacylglycerol lipase activity. Gene Ontology annotation, cellular component: cytoplasm; lipid droplet; membrane. The transcript is spliced from 9 exons. The coding region runs from base 99 to 1436 and encodes 445 amino acids. Gene Ontology annotation, biological process: lipid homeostasis; triglyceride catabolic process. Lineage: Eukaryota; Metazoa; Chordata; Actinopteri; Syngnathiformes; Syngnathidae.
UGAGCCAGACAGAUUUUUUUGGCCACUCCUAGACCUCUCGUGCUUUUUCUCGACCUGACAUUACAAUAGAUACAAGCUCCCGACCGGCAACCUUGAAAAUGGUCUUAGAGGUGUCCAGCAUUAAUUUUACUCAACAACCUUCUUCCUUAUCCUUCUCUGGAUCUGGCUUCUUGGCUACCUACCAGCUGGGGGUUGCCCAAUGCUUUCUACAAAAUGCACCUUGGAUAGUGCAGACAGCGCCGUCUAUACUCGGCGCAUCAGCAGGGUCCUUGGUAGCCGCUUCUGUUGCCUGUGAAUUGAACCUGAUUACAAUGCGGGAUGAGAUGCUGUACUUUGCCAAAAAGAUGAAAGGCUUCACACUUGGACCGUUCAGCCCCUCAGUUAAUGUUCUGCACUGGUUAAAAUAUGUCUUACACAAACAUCUUCCUCCUGAUGCGCAUCUCCUCGCAAGUGGACGUCUUGCUGUGGCUCUUACCCGUCUGGAUAAUGGCGAGCACACUAUCAUAACAGAGUACCGGUCCAAAGAUGAUGUCAUACAGGCUCUGCUUUGUAGCUGUUUUGUUCCUGGAUAUUGUGGCAUGCUACCACCCUCUUUCAAUGGAGUAUACUAUAUGGACGGAGGCUUCAGCGGAAUGCAGCCUGUGCUAUCAUUACCCAGCCACACUUUAACGGUGUCUCCAUUCUCUGGCGAGACAGACGUCUGUCCUGCAGACACACCCUGCAUGUGGGACAUGGUGGUGACCGGACUCACCUUGAAGGGCAACGUCGCGAAUGGCCUGAGGUUCUUUAAUGCACUCUACCCGCUAAAAGUGGAGACUGUGGAGCAAGCUUAUCACAGUGGCUACAAAGAUGCCAUUCAUUUUCUUCUGAGCAACCAGUUUGUCUCGAACAUUGCAAUGAAAAACUUUUCACAAGAGCUGGACAGUUACAGACGCACGAUAACGUCAACUUUCCCAGAGGCCGUGUCAGAGGAAGAGGAGGAUGUGGAUGAAGAAAUAGAGACUACAACAUUGGCAUCUUUUCAAGUUCCAGUGAGCAAUGUGAUGAGUUACAGGAGCAUGCUGGGACCUUUUGCUGGCUACGUCAUCUACUUCUUGCUACCUAUCAUGCUGCUGUUCCAGGCUCUGAUAGAGACAGAGGAAAGAGUAGAGUUGCUGUUCCGACAGACUCCAGCCUUGGCUUUAUGGACUUGGUAUAGCCUGAGGCAGCUUGCAAGCUUCUUUUUUGGUAUACUGUUUGGUACCUUCAAGAAGAACCUAAAGGACAUGGUAUUACCCUUCAUGCUGACUUUGCAAUUGUUGAAACAACAAUCAGAAGAUGAGGUUCUGCACAAGCAGAGUGUCGAUACAGGUCACAAGGAGCUGUCUUGCCCUGCUCACUCCGAAAGUGUCAAGUGUGGAAGUCUGCGUUCCAGUCCUCCCUUACGAGGUUUAUAAACUACCAGAAUUAAAAAGUGGUAAGACUUUAUAACGUGUAGCCCAGGUAGGAAGGUAUACUCAGGACUAGGUCUGUGCUCGUAGUCUCAUAUUGUUUCAAAACAGGCCUUCUGAGAGUGUAUUUUGUCACUCAGCAAGUUUGAAAGUUGUGUUUAUUGUUUUCUGAAGAAGGACUUCAAUUUAGCAAAUUGUGGGGAAACUUUUGGUUGUAUUGUGCUUUGCGGGCUCAGGUAUUAUAGUUGUCUCCACAUCCCCUCCAACAGACUUCCAACCUUGAGCAAGACACCAAACCUUAAUGCUUCUUAUGCCGUGCCAUUAGGGCAAAUGAGUUAUCUAUAUUUACUAGGGAUGUCAGAUAAUAUCGAUAGGCCAAUAAUAAUCGGCCUGAUAGUGGCAUAAAAAUUUAAUAUAACCACAGGUGUGUGUGUGCCACAGAUAGCACCGACGUUAGCUAACUCGUUAAUGUGGAGAUGCGAUUCACAACGAGACAGCAGUCGCCGUAGGUGGCACCAAUCAGUUUACUCUCCACUCAACUCGACAACAAGCAACAACCACGGACAUAUAUAGACGCAUAUAUUGAGCGCUAAGCCGUGCGUCAACGUCGCCGCCAUAUUGGAUGUGUCAAGACUGAGCUGUAAAGGAAUACAAGUAAAUGUACUUACUUUCAUAAAAUGCCUUUAUACAAAGAUUUUUACAAAGAGUUAAUGCCUGUUGUUUCUACAUUCACACAUGCACUCAUAUACUUGUGAAACAGUUAGGUACCAAAAACAAUGUAUUUGAUCUUCUCAGAUGGCUUAGAUAAGAACUUUAUUGAGCCCCAAUAGGAGUUAAUGCAAUAAAAUAAGAUUAUAAAAUAAGAACAUAAAAGUUAUAAAUCAAAAUAAUCAGCAAAUUCAUGUAUUUUAAACAAUACCCCUUUAACUAAAAAUAAAUGAAAUGGACCACAGGCAAUCAAAACCAACAUCUGCUCAAAAUGUUCAUUUUUUCUGUCAGGCAUUCACACUGUCAUACCCUCCUAAAAGCUUUCUCUUUUUGAACGUGGUCGGAUUGUCGAGCUGCACAAGCAAGGCCUCUCGCACCUGGGGUUGGGCGCAGUAAGACAGUAAUUCUAAAUGUUUUUAAAGAUCCUGAGCAUUAUGGAACAAAAAAGUCGGUUGAUAUCGGAAUUGGACAUUGAGAGUUGGACAAUAUCAGGAUAUCGGUUAUCGGCAAAAAAGCCAAUAUCGUACAUCCGUACUCGUUACUUAUCUUUUACUUUCAUAGUUGACUGAGUAACACUAUUUGGAGCCGAAAGUCAUGGCACUUUGAUGAAAUGAAAGAAAAUUAUUUACUGAACAGAAUGAAUAUACAGUAUAUGUAUAUACUUAUAAAUGUGUGUGUAAAAAUCUAUU